AUGAAACGUAUAUAUAAAUCUGGGGCCGCAAAAAAGGCAGAAAGAAAUAAAAAAGCAUUAUUAGUGAUCCAAUCAUCCCCACAUCAAAAAAAAUUAAGUUUUCCUACACUGGAACAAGUGCAGCGUGUUAAGAUUGCUGAGAAUAGUACGAAAAAUACUAAACCUGAUGAAAUGCCUGAACAUACUAGUAUGGAUAAAAAUGAUACUAAACCUGAUGAAAUGCCUGAACAUACUAGUAUGGAUAAAAAUGAUACUAAACCUGAUGAAAUGCCUGAACAUACUAGUAUGGAUAAAAAUGAGACUAAACCUGAUGAAAUGCCUGAACAUUCUAGUAAGGAUAACAAUGAUUUUAAUGAAAACAAUUAUACUAAACCUGAUGAAAUGCCUGAACAUACUAGUAUGGAUAAAAAUGAUACUAAACCUGAUAAAAUGCUUGAAGACACUAGUAUGGAUAACUAUAAUUUUAAUGAAAACAAUGCAGUUAACACGGAUGAAAAUUCUAAUAUUAUGAAUUUUAUUCGCCCUUCAAGAAAUGAUUCCAUUGCUAUUAAAAAUAAUUUCUUCUCUAAGCAUCCUAUACAACCUAUAAUGACUACUAAAGGUAAACUUAAUUUUAAAAGAAUUUAUUAUAAAGAGUUGCCAAAUGGAGAAGUGGUUCAAAGAAAAUGGAUAUCCUACUGUAUAGAAACAAAUUGUUUAUAUUGUUCUAAUUGUAUGGCUUAUGGAAAGCCAGUUAAUUUUGGAGAAAAAGAAUCAAAGUUCAUAAGUGGGUAUAAAUCUGAUAUAAAAUUACAAAAAUGCCUUUAUCGUGAUAUAGUGAGACAUGAAAAUUCACUAUUCCAUCAGAAUUCAUCAUGUACUGCAGUCCGUUUUCAAUUAAAUAAAGAUAUUGAGUGUAUUAUAAAUCGUGAUGUCAUGGCAAAAAGGUCUCAAGAAGUACAAAAUCGAAGACAAGUGCUUGAACGACUAAUAGAUAUUGUUAUUUUUAUUGGUCGUCAAGGCAUCCCAUAUCGAGGUAAACAUGAAGCAGCAAAUUCUUUAAAAAAUAUUGAAGUAAACCAUGGUAAUUUUUUAGAACUAGUCAUGUUAAUUUCUAAAUAUGAUACUAUUUUAAAUCAACAUGUUAAAAUGUCAAUAACUCUUAGUGAAAAAGCUAAGUCUAAAAAAGGUCGUGGAUCUUUGAUUACAUUCAUGUCCAAAACUUUUAUAAAUAAUAACAUAAUUAUACCAAUUGGAGCAGCAAUUCAAGGUACAAUUGUUAAAGAAAUUAAAGAGUGUAUUAAGUUUAGUAUAAUGAUUGAUAGCACUCAGGAUGUAAGUGUUAUGGAUCAAUUAGCAAUAUGUGUCCGGUAUAUUUUCAAUGGUGUUGUGCAAGAACGAUUAUUAAAUUUGGUUGUUUGCCAUAACUCUAGUGGUAUUGGCCUUUUUAACUUAUUAAAAGAAGAAUUAAAAAAACUAGGAUUAGAGUUAAAUGACAUUGUUGCAUGUUCAUUUGAUGGUGCCGCCAACAUGAAAGGUAUUUAUAAUGGUUUACAGGCCCAUUUAAAAAGUGUAAAUCCAAAUAUUGUGUACACACACUGUAUGGGGCAUGUAUUAAAUUUGGUAAUGAGUGAAUGUAGUACUGACAUUAAUUUGGCUGAAGACUUAUUUGGAUUAGUAGAGCAGACGGCUGUUUUUUUAUCAGAUUCCCACAAACGAAUGGAAACUUGGACAUCUAUUACUAGUGUAAAACAUACUGGUCAUGAUAAACUUUAUAGACUCCAAAAAAUUGGUGCAACUAGGUGGUGGAGUAAAGAUAAAGCUUUAUCUUCAGUUAUGGAUUUACAACUGAACGUAGUUGAAAUUGAUAAAGAAGUCGAUAACGCCAAAUUUACCACUUUAUUUACAUUUUUAACCGCAGUUUGUCAUGGCAAUUUCAAUACACAAUCUAAGUUCAUUGCUAAAUCAUUGAUUAGUAACUGGUCAAGAUUUGAAAUUAUAUGUAUAUCUAAUUUAUUGCUUGAUAUUUAUUCAGCUACAACUCCGGUGUCAAUUUAUCUACAAACUAAAACUAUAAAUUAUUUACAAGCAUGGAAUAUGAUAGCUGCUUUAAAAAAAGAAAUUGAGAAAAAAAGAAAUGAUGAGUAUGUAUUAAAUUUAUAUAAAAAAUGUCAACAUUUUUGUAAAAAAAUAAAUAAUCACUUUUGUGAAGAAGAUUUAAUUAAUAUUGAAGAAGAUUUUCCAAUAAAACGUAUUUCAAAAAAAAAAAAACUUUCUGGGGAAAAGUGUAAUGAUGAAUCAAGAAUUAUAUCUCCAUAUAAUAAAUUUAAAUAUGAUACUUUUUUAAUUAUAGACACUAUUCAAAAUAGUAUUGAGACACGAUUCAUGAAAAAUGAAAAUUUAUUAAAAGACUUGAACUGGUUGGACCCUAGAAGUUUUGCAGUAUUUAACAACACUGAAUUAUUGCCUGUAUCAGCUUUGAGUACUAUAUGUAAAAUAUCUGGACUGAAUCAUCAAGUAAUCUUAACAGAAUUGAAACAAUUUUCCAGUCAAUAUGAAAAUUUUAUACCACAAAUACCUAAAUAUACUACCGAUUGUGAUUCAGAAGAUAAGUUACUUUUAAGAAAUGAAGAUGUGAGUGAUGAAGAUAAUGAUGAAAUAUCAAAAUCAGUAAAUUGCAAUAAGUGUAACAAAUGUAUUUACUGUGCAUUUUUAAUUGUACGAGAAUUAUCAUGCCAGUCAAAUUUAUUUUCAAAUUUAUUUGUUAUAUAUAAGUUUGCUUUGUUGUUGCCAUCAACACAAACAACUUGCGAAAGGGUAUUUUCAAAGCUUAAAUGUAUAAAAACGAAACUUCGCUCAACGUUACAUCAAAAUCACCUUACUCCAUUAAUGUUGAUGGCUAUAGAAAAAAAUAUAGCUAUUGACACUCAAAAAUUGAUAGAGACGAUAGCAUAUUCAUCUAAUGAAUUAAAAAAAUUACUUAUUUAA
Molecule: messenger RNA, 2967 nt
Organism: Macrosiphum euphorbiae (potato aphid)
Lineage: Eukaryota; Metazoa; Arthropoda; Insecta; Hemiptera; Aphididae
Source: the annotation of a GenBank genome assembly